This is a messenger RNA of Ambispora leptoticha, 804 nucleotides long. NCBI's taxonomy places the organism in Eukaryota, Fungi, Glomeromycota, Glomeromycetes, Archaeosporales, Ambisporaceae. The record is from the annotation of a GenBank genome assembly.
AUGAGUCUCGAAGAAACAAUUUGCAUGAAUUAUAAACUUGAGAUGCCGAAAUUUAAUUCAUUUGAAGAAGAACGGCAGCAUAGAAAACAACACAUGGCCGCAGCAUUUCGUCUUUUUGCAAAAUACGGGUUUGAUGAUGGAUUCGUUGGUCAUAUUUCAUGUCGAGAUCCGGAAUUUCCCGAUCGUUUCUGGUUAAAUCCGUUGGCCAUGCAUUUUUCGCAAAUUAAAACUUCCGAUUUAGUAUUAGUGUCGCAUGAUGGUGAACUACUUUCACAAAAUAAGGGAAAAAAAAGCUUAAUCAAUCGCGCUGCCGUAUCGGCUCAUGCAGAAGUACACGAAGCUAGACCUGAAGUCGUUUCUGUCUGCCAUUGUCAUACAGUGUAUGGACGCGCUUUUUCUUCCCUCGGUCGUCCACUCGAUCCUAUUACUCAAGACGCUUGUGUUUUUUUUAAUGAUCACACAGUAUUCGAUGACUUUAGUGGCGUGGUAUUUGAAAAGAGCGAGGGCUCUCGUAUAGCACAAGCUCUUGGACCCCGUAAAGCUAUUAUUCUUCAAAAUCAUGGAUUGCUGACUGUUGGACAUUCGGUAGACGAAGCCGCAUGGUGGUUUAUCGCAUUGGAGCGCGCUUGUCAAGCACAGCUACUUGCUGAUAGCGCUUGUGCUAAAGGUGUAAAGCCUAUUAAAAUUAACGAAAAAUAUGCGAGAAAAACGCAUGAUUUCUUGGGGACGCCAUUCGCCGGAUGGCUCAAUUUUCAGCCACUUUACGAAAUGAUUGUUUCUGAACAACCUGAACUUUUGAAAUAG